UGUGGAGCGGAAAUAUCAGCGUUUCACGGUGCAAGUAGGUUGAUUUUAUAGCUCACCGAAAAAGAGCAGUAGGCUGUUUUGUGCAUCACGCGGGGUGUAGUUAGUGUAAAGAAUUUUGCUCAAAAUUGACCCGUAGAAGUGUUCCGCUGUGCUGUGAUUUAUUGAAGUAUCGCAUUUCAGACGCGCGACUCGCUCUCCGAUACGGAUCGUUCACCGCUUGAUCAAAACUGACGGCAAUUACUACUACUUAGCGCGGAACCUCACCACUACAGCGACUUCCGCACGCAUUAGCGCUCGCGUGCAUACGCAAAUUGCCAACCAACGCGCAACGUUUACGAGAAGCGGAACGAACGCUCGAGAGCGAGAGAACGAUAUUCGACUGGCCGCAGCGUUGAAUUAAAAAUAAAGCAAAACCCACGUCACCGACACCGCCACCGCGUGAACUGAUCAAGCCUGGUUACACGCUGCCCUUACCUUCCCCAAUGUUGUUUGCUCGCUAAAACAAGCGCAAACGCACGCACACCAGCGCGAAACGCAAACAAAUUGCGCGCAGCUAGUCGUAUUAGAGAUAGAGAUAGUGAGCGAGAAGGUUUUUCGCAAAUUCAGUUCCGACACCCGGUCGAGCUAGAGAAGAAGCUCAGUUCACGCCGUGCUUGCGUUUAGUAUUACUUGUGGAUUUCGUGCAGCAAGCAAGCCUCGCAAAGUUCGUCAUAAUGUUAUUCAUGUGCCAUCAGAUGGCGCUGGAGCAAGAAUCCAAGGCAAAGGAGAAGGCUAGUACGUCCACGCCACCAUCCGGAGGCAGCUCACCGGCGGUACAGGUACCGAACGCUGGUGGCGUCUCGACUGGCCACAUGCGUGAAGCCAACGUACCGAUCAUCUGGGUCCUGGGUGGCCCGGGCUGUGGCAAGGGUACGCAGUGUGCGAAGAUCGUCGCCAAGUACAACUUCUCGCACUUCAGCACCGGCGAUCUGCUGCGCGAUGAGGUCGCGUCCGGCUCGGACAAGGGCAAGGAGCUGCAGGACAUGAUGCGGCAGGGCAUUCUGGUGCCGAACGAGACGGUGCUGAAGCUGCUGGAGGCUGCCAUGGUGAAGGCGCUGAACGGUACCGUCGGCUAUCUGAUCGAUGGCUAUCCACGUGAACCUGCCCAGGGACCGGAGUUUGAGAAGUUUAUCGCGCCGGUCGACAUCAUCCUGUACUUUGAGUGCUCGAAUGAAACGCUGGUGGCACGUAUCAUGAAGCGAGCGGCUGAGUCGUCAACGGUUCGUGCGGACGAUAACGAGGAAACACUGAAGACUCGUAUCGCCACCUUCCGGGAGAACACGGAAAAGAUUCUGGUCCAGUAUCCCACCCAGCUGAGGAGGAUCAACGCCGAGCGUGCGCCGGAAGAAAUCUUUGCCGAUGUGGAGAAGUCGAUCGAUGAGCUGCUUGCAGCGAAGAAGAAGUAAACGCCCCCGCCUACCCACGGUCCAAAUUUUCUGUUGCUUUAUCAGCGCAUGCAAUCCAAGCAUCCCCGUUUCUGCACAAUCAUUCGUCGACCGUACGAGCGACGCGUCGGUGGCUCGGUGGCGAUAUAGUAGUGUUUAUUUAUAAAGCACGGUGUGCGUGCUGCACAGAUAUGAGAGCAGCAGCAAACCCCCCAAGACAUGACAUGUAGCAGAAUGACGGAGCGGCAAACCGGCAAUGAAACCAAAACAAAAUACGCUUAUCAAUUUCAAUAAUAGCUGUUAAGACAGUAGGACAAAAAUCGUGUGGCUGCUCUGUUCGUGUGGGUUUUUGGAGUCGAUGUGUCGGGAAGUGUUCGUGUUGAAUUUAUUUAGCGUAGCGUACCACUGCUCAAUCAAUCAGUGUUUUGUCGCGUUUUGACCGUCGUUUUGCAUACAGAGCUUUAAAGCCAAAGAAAAGCGUUCUAGAAGCCGUUCUCGAUUAGUCGGUUCGCUUCACCGAGAGCCGAAAAGAAUGAGUUAAUAAAUUUAUGUCUUAUUUAA
Molecule: messenger RNA, 1985 nt
Organism: Anopheles gambiae (African malaria mosquito)
Lineage: Eukaryota; Metazoa; Arthropoda; Insecta; Diptera; Culicidae
Gene: Ak1
Product: adenylate kinase isoenzyme 1
Exons: 7
Coding region: 714-1445 (243 amino acids)
Biological process (GO): nucleoside triphosphate biosynthetic process
Cellular component (GO): cytoplasm; cytosol
Molecular function (GO): AMP kinase activity; ATP binding
Source: RefSeq, a predicted model, not a curated record